CGGUCCCUUUGCCCCUCCUCUUUGAUGUUCUGACAUCAUUAGUCCAGCCCCCCCUAAGAUCUCCUCACGUCCCUCGGAGUCCGUCACUUCUACUCUGGAAUGUUUACAGGAGCUCCAUGAGCAGCAUCAGGACCGAGCGUUUGUCAGGGGGCAGAAAAUAGACAUGCUUUGAGGAAACUUUUGGAUCAGGGAUCACAGCGGAUGCCACAGGUGUAGCCGCCGGGCCUCGACAGAGUAAUGGCUGUUCAGACUGCGAUCAUGAACCCUCAGUUCAUGAAUUUCUGCUUCCCGGGUUCAGUGGAGUACGACGUGGAGAAGAGUCUGGACGGGGGUCUCCUGGGUGAGGCAGAAAAUGACGAAGACUACAAAGAGACCACCAGGGACCUGCUGAGCUUCAUAGACUCGGCCUCCAGCAAUAUCAAGCUGGCUCUGGACAAGCCAGUGAAAUCCAAAAGGAAAGUCAACCACCGGAAGUAUCUGCAGAAGCAGAUCAAGAGGUGCACCGGCAUCAUAACACCAGGGAACGCUGCUGAAGCCCCAGUGAAACGACAGGGGUCCCCUCUGGCUCAGCCGAGUCCUUUGCACAGCAAAACUCUGCCUAAACGCGAUGGAGUCCAGGCCAACUUACAGAGCAAGAGCUUGGCUGCGCUCUUUAGCCCUGUGAAGGAUAUAAGGGGUGAAAAGGCCAAGAAGCCGCCCCUGAGGCAUCGCAACCUGCCCCCCUCUUUCUUCACCGAGCCGGCCAACUGCUCCAAAGUCAGCUCCACGUCUGGGAUGACGCUGAAGGACUUGGAGCGAGGAAACCCGGAGGCCGCGGAUUUCUUUGAGCUCUUGGGGCCCGAUUACAGCAACAUGGUCAGUGAACAGGACCUUUAUCAGAACAUGCAUCUGCGGGUGCAGCCGGAGAUGGGAGGCCUGGAUCCUGCCUCGUACGACGCUCACCAUUUGGUCGGUGGUCUCCUCUACUCGGAGCCCUGGACUAGCUGCUCUGGACCCUCUAAGAAAGCCGGGGAGAGCCUGCGGACAGGCCCGGCCCAGCCCCCCGUCUACUGUCAGUCCGAGGCUGCCACCACGGGGCCCCUGGAGGACAACGCACUGUGCACUUUGGCCUUCCCCAACUUCUUCACAGACUGCUCCAUACCUCAGGUCACUUACGAUUUAAGUGGUGGUUAUAACAGAGCUAAUUAUUCGUCUCUAUGAGAAAACUGACAAUUCUGUGGUUAGAAGUGUGACAAGUUUAACAGUAGAGAGUUUUGAUGUCGUCCCUGCUCAGCAGAAUUGUGUGUCCCUCAGAAAAACAUGUUUUUCUUUUACUUUUCUUUAAAAUGACUUGGUGCCAUGUACUUUUCAAUACGCCACUUUCAUUUUCUACAUGGUUUCACUAAGUGGAUGUGAUUUUUCUUUAUCUCAGGCAACUUCAAGUGACACUCUGAAUGAAAACACAUCUGAAGCUGGGUAUGUUUUCAAAUAUGUGGCGCUUAUGCAUUUGGAAAUGUGUUGACAAGACAUUUCAUUACAUUUUGGUAUUUAAGACAAUAAGAAAUCAGACACAAGCUGCAGAAGUAGUUGUUGGUUUAGUUCACUAAGCAUCUGUUAUGUUAGGAAAUUAUAUUAUAGAAACAGUUUGUCACAUUUUGAUAAGAAAUAUGCUGCAACAAUCUCUCAGCGAGGCACUUUUUUCAGUCCUAUUAGUAACAAAUCGGUGCAGAGACGUAAACGGGGAAAUCCAUUCUGUGGAGAUUAUGAUUACAACAGUGUUUGAUGCAUUUACAGCUCAGAAGUGAUUUUCAGAUGCACAUUUACUACUUGUAUGCAUGUGUUUGUUGGUUUUCGUUUGGGAAAAGCCUUUAAUGUAUCUAGUUAUUGUAAGAAGAAGAAAAAAUAAAGCUGGUCUUUAUUCCUGUGAA
This is a messenger RNA of Hippoglossus stenolepis (Pacific halibut), 1907 nucleotides long. Its product is annotated as protein FAM181B. Lineage: Eukaryota; Metazoa; Chordata; Actinopteri; Pleuronectiformes; Pleuronectidae. The coding region runs from base 238 to 1200 and encodes 320 amino acids. The record is from RefSeq and is a predicted model, not a curated record. The transcript has a single exon.